Messenger RNA from Eptesicus fuscus (big brown bat), 3724 nucleotides. RefSeq names its product myotubularin related protein 10 (gene MTMR10). Lineage: Eukaryota; Metazoa; Chordata; Mammalia; Chiroptera; Vespertilionidae. The record is from RefSeq and is a predicted model, not a curated record. The coding region runs from base 209 to 2506 and encodes 765 amino acids. The transcript has 18 exons.
CCCUUCCGGGGAUGGGCCCGGGCGGUCGCCGUCGGCCCCGUCCCGACUCUGCCCCGGCUCCUCCCCGCUCGGGCGGGCGCUCCGCCGCGUCCCCGCCCGUCCGUGCGCCGGGCCCGGCUGGCCACACGGGGAGCGCUCAGCCCGCGGCGGGUCCCGGCUGGCGAGCGGGCCGGGGCGGGAAGGCGACGGCGGCGGCGGCGGCGGCACCAUGUUCUCCCUCAAGCCGCCCAGACCCACCUUCAGGUCCUACCUGCUGCCGCCGCCCCAGGCCGAGGACAAGUUUGAUUCGGAGCCGAAGAUUAAAAAGCUGGAGCCGGUGCUGCUGCCAGGAGAAAUUGUUGUGAAUGAAGUCAGCUUUGUGAGAAAAUGCAUUGCAACGGACACGAGCCAGUAUGAUCUGUGGGGAAAGCUGAUAUGCAGUAACUUCAAAAUUUCCUUCAUUACAGAUGACCCGAUGCCAUUACAGAAAUUCCAUUACAGAAACCUUCUUCUUGGUGAACAUGAUGUCCCUUUAACGUGUAUUGAGCAAAUCGUCACAGUAAAUGACCACAAGAGGAAGCAGAAAGUCCUGGGCCCCAACCAGAAACUGAAGUUCAAUCCAACCGAGUUAAUCAUUUACUGUAAAGACUUCAGGAUCGUCCGGUUUCGCUUUGAUGAAUCAGGGCCUGAAAGUGCCAAAAAGGUGUGCCUUGCCAUAGCUCAUUAUUCCCAGCCAACAGACCUCCAGCUACUCUUUGCAUUUGAAUAUGUUGGGAAAAAAUACCACAACUCAGCCAGCACACUCAACGGGAUCCCCACGGGCGGCGGUGGGGCUGGCAGCAGCCAGAAGACGCCCCUCUUUGAGACGUACUCCGACUGGGACCGCGAGGUCAAGCGGACGGGCGCCUCCGGGUGGAGAGUGUGCUCCGUUAACGAGGGCUACAUGAUAUCCACGUGCCUUCCAGAGUACUUCGUGGUGCCCAGCUCCUUGGCCGACCAGGACCUGAAGACCUUUUCCCACUCUUUCGUUGGAAGAAGGAUGCCGCUCUGGAGCUGGAGCCACCCGAACGGCAGUGCCCUGGUGCGGACGGCCCUCGUCAAGGACCUGCUGCAGCAGCGGAAGAUCGACCAGAGGAUUUGUAAUGCAAUAACUAAGAGUCACCCGCAGAGAAGUGAUGUUUAUAAGUCAGAUUUGGAUAAGACCCUGCCCAACAUCCAAGAAAUACAAGCGGCUUUCAUAAAACUUAAACAGCUGUGUGUUAACGAGCCUUUUGAAGAAACUGAAGAGAGAUGGUUAUCCUCACUGGAAAGCACUCGGUGGCUAGAAUAUGUGAGGGCAUUCCUGAGACACUCAGCAGAACUUGUGUACACCCUAGAAAGCAGGCGGGUCUCUGUGGUCCUCCAAGAGGAGGAGGGCAGAGACUUGAGCUGCAUUGUUGCGUCUCUUGUGCAAGUGAUGCUGGAUCCCUACUUCAGGACCAUCCCCGGGUUCCAGAGUCUGAUACAGAAGGAGUGGGUGAUGUCGGGGUACCAGUUCCUGGACAGGUGCAACCACCUGAAGAGGUCGGAGAAGGAGUCGCCGCUGUUCCUGCUGUUCCUGGACGCCACGUGGCAGCUGCUGGACCAGUACCCGGCCGCCUUCGAGUUCUCCGAGAUCUACCUGGCCGUGCUGGGCGACAGCACCCGCAUCUCCCUGUUCGGCACCUUCCUGUUCAACUCUCCGCACCAGCGGGUGAAGCAGAGCACGGAAUUUGCUAUAAGCAAAAACAUCCAGUUGGGUGAUGAAAAGGGUUUGAAGUUCCCGUCGGUGUGGGACUGGUCUCUCCAGUUCACCGCGAAGGACCGCACCCUCUUCCACAACCCCUUGUACGUCGGGAGGAGCACGCCCUGCGUGCGCAACAGCGCCGUGAAGGCCUUCAAGCGGACCAAGAGAAACUACAGCUCCACCCUGCGGGGGGUGCCGGCCUCCCUCCGGAACGGACUCCUCGGUGACCAAGAACCACUCCCACGGAGGAACUCACUCAUCUUGCAAGUGAGGCCGGACCCGCCUCCGCACGCCGAGGGCCAGGACGGCGGCCUGGAGCAGUUCUUCCGACAGUGGCUUUGCAAACCGGCCGACCUGCACGGCGUGCUCCUGCCCCAUCUGUCGGGCACGCACAUAAAGCUCUGGAAACUGUGCUACUUCCGCUGGGUCCCCGAGGCCCAGAUCGAUCGCGGGGGCUUCAUCACCGCCUUCCACCGGCUCUCGCUGCUGGCCGACGAGGUGGACGUGCUGAGCAGGACGCUCCGGCAGCACCGGGCCGGCCCGCUGGAGGCCUGCUACGCCGAGCUGGACCAGAGCCGGAUGUACUUCCGGGCCCGCAGCCCCCACGACACCUCGGGGACGCCGGAGUUCCUCUCCUCCUCGUUUCCCUUCUCCCCAGUCGGCAACCUCUGCCGGCGAAGCAUUUCAGGAACACCACUGAGCAAGUUUUUAAGUGGGGCCAAAAUCUGGCUAUCUACGGAGACACUGGCAAACGAAGACUGAAAAGGAGUAUUUUCUGAACGUUUUGAGGGGCUAGGGAUGUUUUCCCUCGGAAUUGAGUUGCUAACCUAGGCAUUUGAAGCCCUAAUAAUCUUAUAUGUCCGGCUCACUGCUGAUCUGCAGGCAGGCAUUCCACACUUACUACUGUGAUCACGUGAAUCAGGUGGUGUCCGCACCCCUUCUCCCGCUGCCUAGGGAGGGUACCUGACCCUCUGAUGAGCAACCAGAGCAGCACAGAUAAUGUGUCUGGAAUCAAAGGGACAGACGUUCCUGCUGUGUCUUAGGCGAUCACCUGGUGGACACACCGUGUUCCUGCCAGUCCGUUGCCUGGAGGAAAAGGGCUUUUCUCCAUUGACGUCAGUAGCAGUCAUUGCCAUUGAACACUUCCCAGUCCUUUUGGGGAGCCCGUCCCACCCCCCGCAGGACACACAGCGAUCGCCCUGCCACAGGACACGACUGAUCCUUCUGCCACGAAGCUGCUGCCUUACGGUGACAGAGCGCGAACUGGUGACCUCUGGGGCGGGUUCUGAUCCUCACUUCUCAUCUUCUUCCUCCGCACGUUGAUGUCAGCUCCUUCAGUCAUGUUUUGAUUUGCAACUUAAAAAACUAGGUACUAUUAAUACUGUUUCAGAUAGGAAAUGUCGUGUUUUUGUAUGAUAAUCAUAUGUAAGGUAUGGUUUCUCAUUGUAUCUUGCUGGACAGUUGUGUCAUGAUUAUUGUGCCACAGCUCACUGGGCAGAAUAUGAAGAACAACCGUCACAGCCUAAGUCCUAGCCCUCGCCGCUGCCCGGCACCUCGGAGCACCGCGGACGGGGCGACAGGUCCCGGGGGUUCCGUGUGCCGUGCCAGAGAGCGCCCCACUCGGCCCGCAGCCCUGCGUGCGAAGCCUGGGCCGCACCAUCGCAGCCUGGACUCUGGUAGGAACGUAAAGAUGUACAAUGUCUUCCUGUUACUUCGUGAAGAAACCAAUUUUAAAACCAAAAACGUCUAACUUUAUUUAAGAAGUCUGUUAACCUGGGCUACCGGUGGGCACCAUGGGCCACACCCUGCGGCGGCCGGCCUGCUGUCGGUCACUCGAGCAGCUGAACGGGACUUGGCGAGAAAGCUCAGCCUUUGUGCCUGGAGGGACUGACGCGAGGGGAAGCAGAGGAGCCGGAAGGGAGGCCUAGUUCCAGUGAGCGUGAGGGGGGUUCUGGCCGCGAAUAAACUCCACAGAACCUG